This is a messenger RNA of Scutellospora calospora, 140 nucleotides long. The record is from the annotation of a GenBank genome assembly. NCBI's taxonomy places the organism in Eukaryota, Fungi, Glomeromycota, Glomeromycetes, Diversisporales, Gigasporaceae.
AUGCAAUAUUUUUAUUCUGAUUUAUCAUUUACAAUUGAUAGUACAGACUAUCUCAAGUCACAACCACCAAAUUUAGAUAUACCUAAAAAAUUUGGGACACAAUAUGUACGCCCGAUUGCCUAUGUGCGUGCAGUGCCUCG